Molecule: messenger RNA, 2985 nt
Organism: Anastrepha ludens (Mexican fruit fly)
Lineage: Eukaryota; Metazoa; Arthropoda; Insecta; Diptera; Tephritidae
Exons: 8
Coding region: 257-1642 (461 amino acids)
Biological process (GO): regulation of alternative mRNA splicing, via spliceosome
Cellular component (GO): nucleus
Molecular function (GO): mRNA binding
Source: RefSeq, a predicted model, not a curated record
AAAGGAAGCUAACGAAGUGCCGUACAGCGCGGAGUAUUGCUGUGCCAGCUGUUGAAGAAGUUGUUGGUGAGCAAAAAUGCAGAGCAAAGUUGGGGUAUACCACAGAAAAAUAGCAACAGUAGCAAAGCUAAAGUGAAGCAAACAAGUAAGCAGCGAAAGUAAAAUAACAAAAACAAAAAAAAAACCGAAUACAACAAAAGCAAUAGCAGCAAGCAACAACCAAAGCAACAUAGGUGAAGCAAAGAUACUAAACAAUAUGGAACUUGUUUCAAAAUCGAAUAUGAGCACCUUAGAGGAUCGUUCAACAAAAAGUAUGGAAAAACUAAAAAUGUUGGACAUAACACGAGACAGACCAGUCAAAGUGGCUGUAAAGGUGGCUGUGCCAGUGCGGGAUCAUCCAAAGUUCAAUUUCGUCGGUAAACUACUGGGCCCAAAAGGCAACUCCAUGAAACGUUUACAGGAGGAGACCAUGUGCAAAAUGGCGGUGUUGGGUCGCGGGUCGAUGCGCGAUCGCAAAAAGGAGGAAGAACUGCGCGCCAGUGGUGACAGUCGUUAUGCACAUCUAUUCGAAGAUCUGCAUGUAGAGAUUUCAACGUUUGCAGCACCAGCAGAAGCGCACGCACGCAUAGCGUACGCGCUGGCCGAAGUGAGGAGGUUUUUGGUGCCGGACUAUCACGACGACAUACGACAGGAGCAGAUGUGGGAGAUGCAAGCGCUGAGUUCCUCGUCAUCGCUGACCUACACCGAUGAUCAGCAUAGUCCCAAUCGCGGUGGUGUCACCGAUAUGGAUACAUCGAAUGAUGAGAAGCUGGAGAUGGAGCCUAACGGCAUGGAAUGUAAUACGCUCGAAAAAGCUGAUGCACAACAGGUGAGUCUGAGCAGUGAGCAGCAACAUCUCCAGCAUCAACAACAACAACAACAACACCAACAGCAACAACGCAAUUUGCAUCAUUUACUACACCAACCGCCGCCAUCAACACGAGGCCCUACUACCACAGUAGCAUUAGCGUCCCAUCACCACACCAAUCUCUUGCCAACCGGUACUGACGGUGGCCUAUGUCAGAAAUCAAAUGCCAGCAGCGCAGCAACUACAAUGAAUUCCUUCCCACUAGUGCAUCCAGCUGCAAUGACAGUUGCACUACAACACCAAUUGACCGCAGCCAGUAUUGGUAACAUGUUAAAGCCUACAGUGACUGCGGCAGGUGUGCCUACAGUGGCCGAUUUACACACAUCGGCGGCGCAACAGUCCAACACUGCCGCCGGCAUACCAUUACCCACGGAGGCUGAAACGCCCAUGGCAGCAACGUUGGGCUUGUUGGAUCCGCCCACCGGCGCGCUGCUGCAUCCGGCAUUGCGCAGUGUCAAGGCGAUUAAUAUUGCAGGUGGACUGGCACGCAAGCGGCCACUUUUGGGUGUGCCACGCUCUAGCAUGAAUCCAACUAAACGCACUGUAAUGACUUUGCUGGCCAGAGCUAAAAACUCGCAGGCUUUGCAUGCGGUACGAAAUCCAAUUGCAGCAGCCACAGCGGCCAGGUUCGCUGAUCCCUUACAGAUGCUUACCUCCCCAUUCAUCUUAUCGUCUCAGCCAAUGGAUCAGUCGAUGCUGACAUUUCCUAAGGAAAGCCUGGCACAAGGAGUCUAAGUAUUUAACACAAAAAAAGGUAUUUUGAAUUGAAAAAUUUUGAUCCUUAUUGAGCCCGCCUCCACCUACACACCAAUGUAUUACAAUUAAGAAAUCACAAAACAAUACAAGAAUAUUUAAUAAAUAUAUUUAAAAAAAACCAAAAACUCGCCCAACGCAAAUAUAAAUAAAAACUUCAAAACACGUGAAAUGUUAAAUAAAUGAAAAAAUAAAUUAUACAGAUAUUUAUACAAUUAUACCUAAACUUAUCGGAAUGUUGAAGUUGACGGACGACACAUUACGAGUAUUAUGAAGAAACACAUCUUUAGGGACUAACUGGCAACAUAAGUGUACACGACAAGUAACUUUGCAAACAAAAACCGAAAACAAAAACAAAAUCGCAAUAUAUUUUAUUUACACAUAAAAACUAAACACUUAAACUAUAUUACUAAAAUCAAAGCAAAAGGAAUAUAAAUAUAAGCAAUUACAAGAAAAAUCUUAAAACAAAAAUGAAAUAAAAAUGUCUUGACAACGCAAAAAUUUGUUUUACUCUACAUAUUCACAUUAUAAAUGAUUAAAAAAAAUCACAUGAAAAAAAUAUGAAUAUAAAUAUUUAAAAGCUAAACAUAUUACUUAAAUAUAGUUAAUAAACAUGGGAAAAUAAAUUAAGAUUUAAAAUAAACAUUACAAUUUAAUGUGGAAAACUUUAAUGUGAGACAUAAACAGCAAACGAAAUUACUUUAAAGCAUUACUUUAAAACAUUACAAAUUUUUAAAGAAAUAUUAUAUAUUUAUAUUGUAUUAACAUAAUUUUUUACGAUUUUAGACUUGCAAACGCAAUUAGUUUCAUGUUGCUAUGAAUGUGUGUACUAAAUAAAUAAAUAAACAAACAAACAAAUAAAUAUAUAUCUAUAUAUAUAUUAUAUGUACUUGUAUUGGUAGAGUAGGUGCAUGCAAUACCCACAAACUAAAUACAUACAUACAAACAUAUAUAUUAUACAAAAAAGCUGAGCGAUGAACAGGCGUUGCUUCCGUGAAGAGGAUACAGUGCGUCCUUAGCCGCCCAAGGCAAUGGUUUCAAAGCAAUGCAUGGAAGAGAAUGGAACCAAAUCGAUUUAUUGAUUAUUGACACAGUGGAAUGCUUUAAAAGAAAAUGCAUUAACGCAAUCAAAUAAAAUAAGAUUUAAUUUAUUUACAAUAAAUUUAUUCAUAAUAAAUUAAAUAAAGUAAAAACAAAAUUUAAUAAAAUAGAAGAAAAAUAAAAUAAAUUAAAGCAGAAUAAAAUUAAAGAAUACUUUAAAAUAAAAAUAAAAUAAUAUAAAUAAAAAAAUAAAUUAAAUUAAAUUAAAGGGAAAUAAAAAAGUU